This is a messenger RNA of Etheostoma spectabile (orangethroat darter), 5463 nucleotides long. Its product is annotated as microphthalmia-associated transcription factor. Gene Ontology annotation, molecular function: RNA polymerase II cis-regulatory region sequence-specific DNA binding; DNA-binding transcription factor activity, RNA polymerase II-specific; protein dimerization activity. The transcript has 10 exons. The coding region runs from base 126 to 1634 and encodes 502 amino acids. Gene Ontology annotation, biological process: melanocyte differentiation; regulation of transcription by RNA polymerase II. Gene Ontology annotation, cellular component: nucleus. The record is from RefSeq and is a predicted model, not a curated record. NCBI's taxonomy places the organism in Eukaryota, Metazoa, Chordata, Actinopteri, Perciformes, Percidae.
GUCGCGGACAGAGGUGGCUUGCGUUGCCAGCGGCUGGUACUGAGCGAAGUAAAGGCGGCACAGAACACCGUCCGUCUGGGCUUCUUUUAGGGCUUUAACCUUCCCAAAAGUGUAUAUCUGCAGGUAUGCAGUCUGAAUCGGGAAUAGUUCCUGACUUCGAGGUUGGAGAGGAGUUCAAAGAAGAACCUAAAACGUAUUACGAAUUGAAGAGUCAACCCUUGAAAAACAGCGGCCCGGCGGAGCAGCACUGCUCCUCCAAGCCGCCGCUGAGCUCCUCGGCCAUGACAUCACGCAUCCUGCUGCGGCAGCAGCUGAUGCGGGAGCAGCUUCAGGAGCAGGAGAGGCGGGAGCAGCAGAGACAACAGGCCUCCCAGUACCCACAAACCACGGUGGCCCAGACCCCCGCCAUCAAUGUCAGCGUCCCCGCCACGUUACAGCCUGCUGCCCAGGUGCCAAUGGAGGUGCUCAAGGUCCAGACUCACCUGGAGAACCCAACCAAGUACCACAUCCAGCGCUCUCAGCAGCAGCAGGUGAAGCAGUACCUGGGAAAGCUAGGCUCUCAGGUGUUGAGCUUUCCCUGCCACAACCAGUCCUCUGACCACGGGGGCAUGCCGCCAGGGCCGGGCAACAGCGCCCCCAACAGCCCUAUGGCCUUACUGACCCUCAACACCAACUGCGAGAAAGAGAUGGAUGAUGUCAUUGAUGACAUUAUUAGUCUGGAGUCCAGUUACAAUGAUGAUAUCCUCAGCCUGAUGGACCCAGGACUUCAGAUGGCUAAUACGAUCCCCUUGAAUGCUAACCUCAUGGACAUGUAUGGUAAUCAGAGUAUAUCCCAGCAAGGUCUACCCAUCAGCAACUCCUGCCCUGCCAACAUCAAAAGGGAAUACUCUGUUUCACAAUCCCCAGCCAUCAUGCAUAUGAUGGAUAAGUCUGGUUCCUGCGGCAAAUUUGACAACUAUCAAAGGCCUGAAGGGUUCCCUGUGGCAGAGGUAAGAGCAAUGGCAAAGGAAAGGCAGAAGAAGGAUAACCAUAAUUUGAUUGAGAGAAGACGACGGUUCAACAUCAAUGAUCGAAUUAAGGAAUUGGGCACUUUGAUUCCUAAAUCCAAUGACCCGGACAUGCGCUGGAACAAAGGUACCAUCCUGAAGGCAUCAGUGGACUACAUCAGGAAACUACAGCGGGAACAGCAGAGGGCCAAGGACCUGGAGACUCGCCAGAAGAAGCUUGAGCACGCCAAUCGACACCUGAUGUUGAGGAUACAGGAGCUGGAGAUGCAGGCGCGGGCUCACGGUCUGGUCAUCACGUCUUCAGCACUCUGCUCUGCUGAACUUGCGGCCCGGUCCAUUAAGCAGGAGACGGCUCUGGAGGACUGUCGCCAGGACCUGUACACGCUCCACCCCCAUCACCAACACCACACAUCCUGCACUCCAGAACCGCUCGGCACCUUGGAGCCAGAGGGUCACUACAGCAUUCACGGGAAGCCAGGCUCCAAACUCAACGACAUCCUCAUGGAAGACACCUUAUCACCGGUGAGAGGGGGAGACCCUUUGCUCUCGUCCGUCUCCCCAGACACCUCAAAGGACAGCAGUCGCAAGAGCAGCGUAAGCAUGGAUGAGAAUGAUCAGGCCUGUUAGCACCCCCUACUGGAAGACAGCUCGCCUGCAUCCCCUACCGUCUCCAUGCUGCUCCGAGUGUUCCCGUCAGUAGCUAACACACUCCCAGCUGCUGGACAGGCCUUUCUCUCUUUGUGUCAUGUGUUUGUUGUGUUGUUGUAUUUUUUUCCUUCCCCACCCGUGUUUACAUGUAUUGAAUCGUUUCCAUCCGUGUUUUUGCUUGUUUUUAAUGCAGUAUCUUUGGUCUUUUUAAACCCUCAACCUCGAUUUCAAGGACUGAUUAUGAAGUAGGUUUGCUUUAAUCAAUACUUUGAUGACAAUGAGUUGCAAACAUAGAAGUUUUUUUUAUUUAAAAAAAAAAAUGCAUUUAUCUUUGAAUAGAGGUUAAAUUGUGUUUAUUUCUAUUGAUUCCAAAGAAUCUAGGGAAGUUGUGAAUCCUGGUCAGAAAUGUAGAUUUUUGUGUUGAGUUGAACACUGCUUUUUAAAUCACUAGCAAUAAUAGAAGGAAUAAAAUCUAUUUAUUACUAUAGUGCUUUACACCUGUGUCUUAGAUUGAACUUGAAUGUGCCAAUGCCUUAUUAAGAUGUGUUCACAUCAAUGUUGUAUUGCUAUGCACAUUUUUUGGCUGUUAGCUGAGUCUUUGUCAGUCUUCCAGUUGAAAUUUCUUCUUUGACAAAUAAUCAUUUGUAAAUUUGAUCUUAUUUAUGUAUCUAUGUAAACAGGACUUUAUGUAAGCAUUUCUCUUUUAAAAAAAAAAAACAACAUUUUUAACAAGGCAUUUAAAAGAGCCUUAUUUUAAAAUAACUGACAUAAUAAAAAGCACAUCAAAUGUAGGAAGCUAAACCCUAACUCAGAAAAAAAAAAUCCCCAUUGAUAAUGGCUAAUUGUAGUCUUCUACUCAGUGUCACAAUGAGCAAGAAGCAGCACAACAAUCCAGAAAGAAAAGAGAAAAAUCAAGUUUCAGCACCCUGUUGCAUCCUGUAAUCAUCCAGUUCUGACUGCUCAGCAGUGUGUACCAUAACAAUAUACAUUCCUCACUGCCAAACCCAGUUGCAUUUUUCAGAAUACAGUCUCAAAACUAGUAAAAUUGUAAUCAAAAAGGCCUGUUGUAGUCCCCACACAAGCACAAGAAUCUGAUUUCACUUGAAACAUCUGAUUGUUGCAUAAUUCUCUAAAUCUUUGGUGAUGAUGAUUGAUGCAAGAUGAAUCAGUUACAUUUUAUUGUAUUGUCUGCAGUGAUCAGAAUAAUACUGCAACUAUUAUAACACACAGUGUAAUACCGACGUGUGUUGAUGCAAGUGCUGAGUUUUUAUAAAUGUCCAUCCAUUUCCUAAAUUAUUGUUAAUGUUUUUACACCACUUAGGUGACAUUUCACAUUCAGGAUGUUUUUUUUUCUCCAUUAUGUGAACAUUUAUAUUGCCAAGGAGUAUAAGGAGACUGCUUUUGGAUUUUAUAUGAAAUGCAUGUCAUGUCAAAACACUGGAAUAACGUCUGUAAUUUUGUUCGCCUUUUUUAUCUAAGCAUAAACUAACUAUUGUAUUUGGCUUUUCAAAUGCAUACAAAAUAUUGUAUGCGAUUGUAGAUUCUUCAUGGUGUACUGUUGUAUACUUCAGCCGUUUGUUUCAACAGUUGUAGCACACUGUAUAAGUAUGCCUUUGUUAAUAACUACUUGCCAUACUUUGAGAGCUUUGUUACAGCACAGCCUCCAUUUACUAUGCAAUGGUUUAAGUUUGUGCCUGCACGGCAGCAUCGUCGUUAGAUAAUGUGAUCUCCUUAUGAAUUAGCCUGAAACAGUGUCAUAGUACGUAUCAUUUUGUUUGAUUUAAGUGCCUUAAAGUUGUUUCUGUUACCCUGGUGAUGUAAGAGGAGCUGUAGACACUGAUGCUAAAUUUUGUUGAUGCUUAUAGUGGUGUUAGGAGCUUCAAGGAUUAACUGAAGAGUGCCAAAGUAGUUUAGAAAGCAGUAGGAAAGGCCGUCUGUCAGCACAAGACAACACUACAAGCCUCUUAGACUCAACACAUGGUCUGUUAUGAUGGAACCCCAAAGUGUUCAGUACUUAAUAAAUAAUAAGGCAUUAAUAAAUGAUCAUAAAAAUAAAGAGUUAAAUGAGUAAGUAAACCAAUAAAUUCUGAAAUAAUUUAAUAAAUUACUAAAAGUCAUUAAAAGUUAUUUCAUCCUUAUUUUCAUAUUAACGAUGUAUUCUGUACAGAAUCUGCCCUUUUUAAAAAGUCUGUUUUUACUUAAUAAUGGCGUUGCUCCCCAAAGAAAUCUUUACGUCAUGAAAAGUAACAUUUUGAAUUAGAAAUGUAUCACUGGAGAGGGUGUAGUGCUACAGAAAUAAGAAUGAUAAAACAUUUAAUAGUAAUGAGUAUAGUAAAGGUAAAAAAUGAUCUCAGUAGCAGUGUGGCUUUAGAGAUGGCAAUGUCGCUCAGCUCCCUACUUUUGUCCACACUGAAAUAUAUUCAUGUACUUUAACUACUAGAGGGAUUGCCUCGACAUGUUGAGCAUACAUCCGUGGUGCCCAGUGGAUGAAUCCUAAUUAUUUUUAGGGAUCUCCUGACUUUUCAAGUAGCACCACUAGUAGGUUGACGUUUUUGGCUUUUAUCAAAAUGCCUUAACUUGACUAAAUUAUUGAAUGGACAUACAUGACAUUUGGUUAACAUAGUCGGGUCACCCAAUGACUAGGGCGAUCCCUUAACUUUGUCCAAUACUUGAUUUAUGACCAAAUACCUGCAAAGCUAAUGACAGCAGCCGCCACUGUCCUUCCUGCUAACCAGCACUCAGAGACUCAUAUGAUGAUUUAUUUCAAAAUGUUAGUCUUAGUCUUAUUUAUUUAUGUAAUAUUGAACACAUUGAAGGGGUUUUCAUCUGAAUUAAUGUUAAAUUCUACACUGAAAGCAAUGUUUCCAAAGUUGUACUGAAUAUUCAUCCUCCUUCUGAGACUAGUAUGAAUGUAGUUCAAAGUGAUGACUGCCAAAAUGAAAUAUACAAUAUUUUUUAUAUAAAAAGGUAUCAACAUAAUUUUGGAAUUUUGAACAGCUUAGCUGAUGCACCUGUUAGUGGUCUAUCUCUUCCGCAGUUACAAGCAUUACCUAAUACAUGAUGGCAAUCAGUAAUUUGAUGGAAGAAUUUACUGAAGAUUAACUUAAUAAUAGCUUUUUUGGAGCGUUGAACUGCAUCUCACAGUCUUAAUCAGCAGAUGGAGAGAGCUGAGCUGUCGUCACGGGCAGUGAAGUAGUAUGGAACUUCUGUCUUUAAGACAAUGAGAUGUGGUUAAAAGCCUGGAACAGGCUAAUUAACCUUAAGUUAAAGUUGUUUUUGUUAUAUGAAUUACAGCUUUAGGCAGAAUGGCCUUUAUGGUGACACCCAACCCCACCUACUAAGCCUCAAUAGUGCAAUACAAACAGGCCUGUAACAUUGCUUGUUGACUGAACCCAGAUCACCAAUUUCUUUUUUUUUUUUAAAUGCAACAGAUAAAUAAUCUUAACCCUAAAUUGUGACAAGUUGGAAUGAACAUCCGCUUCAGAGGUGGUGGCACUUAACUUAAAGUAAUCACUAUGACUGAUUUCCCAUAAUGAGUCUUCCAGCUGUUUAUUAUUAUGGCACAUUAUGGGUAAACCACUACUGACUGUUAGCUCCAUUAUCAUCUCUUCUGCUCACUCUCAUCCCCGUGGUUCAUACAGACAAGCCCUCUGCUGAUGUGGCCACUGUUCUGAUUCUUACAGUUUAUAUGAGAUGAAUGUAGCAAUAGUUCCUGUAUGCACCUGUUUCAGAUUAGUGAAGUUGAACUUGCUGGUACUCAAUGUGAAAACUAUUGUGUGAGAAAUAUUAAAAGUUAUAUUUGAAUGUC